AUGGGUGAGUCGAAGCUUUACAGGCCAUCGGAGGUGUUGGUGCCAACACCUUCGUUGGUGCGAUGCCCUGCUGCCAUGAAGUUCAUUCGUGCUCUACCCACGGACUCGUGGUCUGUGGCAACAGGCAAGCGGCUGGCAAGGCUUGGCAACAAUGAGGACGUGGCCGUGGAAGAUGCCCGCCGGCUCAUGUCGCUCCAUGCUGAGCCCCUCUCCGCACAGAAGCUGCGGGCCUUGCUGAACAGUGACGUAGUCAAAAUGGAGCUGGGCAGACACUGCAGAUCCCGCAAUGCCCUGGGGCUUACGCAGCUUUGUGAGCUGCUGGGAGCCUUGCUGGCAGCCGCACAGCGUGAGCCCGAGAAGGUGCCAUCAUUCUCGGACACCGGCGAGCUUCCAGGCAGCUUGACUGCAGAAUGCUCGCUUUGUGUUUUUGACUUCUGCAGUGGGAUGCAGUGGGUAACAUCUGCAAAAAAAACCAUACGUCAUCAGGAGAGGAAAGAUUGCUGGAUGUCGUGGCGGAGAUCCAGCAGAUGCAGGUCUGUGGUUGAGACUUCCGCGGUAGAUUUAGAGAGCUGCUGA
Molecule: messenger RNA, 576 nt
Organism: Symbiodinium natans
Lineage: Eukaryota; Dinophyceae; Suessiales; Symbiodiniaceae
Source: the annotation of a GenBank genome assembly